AUGCCGGAAGCAUUUAAAGAAGCCGGAGGAGCUGGAGGCGGCGGAGGGCGGCGUUGGAAGAGGGUAUGCGGCGGUAAUGGAGGCGGUGGCGGCGGUGGUGCCGUUAGCCAGUACAUGGUGCCAGGAGCCAGUGGUGGCGGUGGCGAAGGAGGACCUCAUAGUGGCUUCACGCUAGGAGGAUAUGGUGGUGGCGGCUGUGGAGGAGGAGGGUACUUCUCCGCGUCAUGCGGUGAUGGAGAAGCGCAAAGUGUUUACUUCAGCUUUGGUGACUACUUUGGUGGAGGAGGGUACCAGAUCUUCGGAGGAGGUGGCGGCGAUUACACUGGCGGUGGCGGCGGUGGCGGUAUAGGUGGAGCAGCUAACCAGAGCGUGUACUUUGAAGUCAGAGUCGGAGGCGGUGGCGGCGGCGGUGGUGGCGAUGAAUUUGAUGGGUAA
Cylicocyclus nassatus is the source of this 435-nucleotide messenger RNA. Lineage: Eukaryota; Metazoa; Nematoda; Chromadorea; Rhabditida; Strongylidae. The record is from the annotation of a GenBank genome assembly.